This is a messenger RNA of Cannabis sativa, 1749 nucleotides long. RefSeq lists its product as uncharacterized. The transcript is spliced from 2 exons. Lineage: Eukaryota; Viridiplantae; Streptophyta; Magnoliopsida; Rosales; Cannabaceae. Bases 265 to 1377 code for a protein of 370 amino acids. The record is from RefSeq and is a predicted model, not a curated record.
AUAUUAACCCCCAAAGUUCCCAAGCGACAAUUCUUUCAUUUCCUUUGGGUAAGCUGCUAAGCGAGCCCUAGAAAAGCUGCUUCCUUUCUCUCUAUAUCAAUGGGCGAUCAUUUCUCUUUAUUCUAGGGUUCAACAAAUCAUAUCCAAUCGAAUCUCAGAAGUUCUAGCUAGAUUCAAUUUUUCAGUUCUGACAGAUACAUAUCGUUUUAAUAAUUGUUCUGCCUGCUUGGGUGGAGGCACCUGAAUCGUUAGUGAAAUAGCAGAAUGCCAAAGGAGAGAAGAGAUCGUUCUGUCUCACGUGAUAGGUGCCGAUUUUCUCCAUUUCCUUGCAGCUCUAGUAAUAGAAGGCGAUCGCCUAAGAUUUCUUCUGAUUCUGAAGAAAAUGUUAAAGAAUGGGAAGAAGCCAGAUGCCCUGUUUGCAUGGAGCAUCCUCACAAUGCAGUUCUUCUCAUUUGUUCAUCUCACGAUAAAGGGUGCCGCCCAUACAUGUGUGACACUAGCUACCGCCAUUCAAAUUGUCUAGACCAGUUUCGCAAGUCAUUUGCAACAGAUACCCCAUCAACAGUGUCACAACAAGAAGAAAAUCAAGUAAUAACAGCAGAAACAGAACUACAAGAAGAAGAAACUCAACUGUCAACCACAGAUACAGUGCGGGAAGAAGACGAAGAAGAAGAAGAAGAAACUCAGCUUCUGAACACUAACUUGUCUCCUGAUCAGACCUUAGAAUCAACAGUUACUGUGGUGCAAGAAGAAAUAACAGUGGAGGGGUCUCUCACUUGUGAGCAUCAGAUCCCACCAAAGAUUGUGUGUCCUCUCUGCCGUGGGCAAGUAAAAGAAUGGACCGUUGUGGAUUCUGCUCGUCGUUUCAUGAAUGCAAAAUCAAGAAGUUGCUCAUCUGAAACAUGUAGUUUUACGGGAACUUAUACAGAUCUCAGAAAGCAUGCAAGGCUAGAGCACCCUCAAGUGCGCCCAUCAGAUGCAGACCCUGAGCGACAGCGUAAUUGGAGGAGAUUGGAGCGUCAAAGAGACCUUGGUGACCUGCUCAGUACACUUCAAUCAUCAAUGGGAGAUGAAAGGAGUAGUGAUGAAAGCAUCUUACCUAUUGAUGAUGGUGGUUGGCUGACUGUAUUCUUCUUGAUCAGAGUUUUCAGACCAGGAUCUUCAUCAAGGAGCAGCAGCUGGUCAGGUAGCUCUAGAACCAGAGCGCAGUUGAGUAUCAGAAGAAGAUCAACCAGACUAUGGGGUGACAACUAUGAAGAGGAUACUGGUUCUUCUUCCAGAGAAGAAGAUAAUAAUGAAUCUUCUGAUGAUGGAUCAGGUCCUUGGACACGCCGUGACCGUGUCAGGCGACGCACAACCCCAGACAACCUGCCAUGACAGUUGAAGUAGUGUAGCAUCUGGUUGUAUUGCUAACUCAUCUUCAGCUUUCAAAAGUAAGCUCUGUUAAUCUAUAUAGACUGGCAUUAGUCAAUCAAUAGGUUUACUUGACUUAAACGGUUUCACUUGUUUGUUUCAGGCGGAAAUUGAGAGAAUUUUAAAGGGUUUCGAAUAUGUUCUACUGAGUGUGGAACAAUGCGUGGAGUUAUGGAUAUGUAUCAAAAGAGUGAAAAAAAAAUUGUAAUUUCUUGAAACUUUCGAUCAAUCUAUGAUAUUUUCUUUGGCAGCUUUCUCUUCACUUGCACUGCAAUUACUGAACUUCCUGUUUUAAUGUGUAAACCAUUUAAUAAAACGUGCUAUAUUCGCGGGCAA